Messenger RNA from Schizophyllum commune H4-8, 644 nucleotides. RefSeq lists its product as uncharacterized. NCBI's taxonomy places the organism in Eukaryota, Fungi, Basidiomycota, Agaricomycetes, Agaricales, Schizophyllaceae. The transcript has a single exon. Bases 183 to 521 code for a protein of 112 amino acids. The record is from RefSeq and is a predicted model, not a curated record.
GUCGCUGUGCCAGUCGACGAACUCGACCGAUCCUUCGCGGAACUUGCCGGGAAUUUGUGGCAAAUCCAGGUGCCCACACGAUCAAAGCUGAGUGCCACUGUCCAACCCUCCACCGCUUUGUCGAUGAUACAACUCGUAGCUCCCCUCCAUCGCCACCCAACUACCAAGUGAACCUCCCUGAUAUGCGUGGGAGACCAACAACGUCACGCGCGUCCUUGUUCCCAAUUUGGCUCAGGUUGAACUUGGUGGUCAACUUCUGCAUCUAUUAUGGAUGGCUGGCGCGUUACUCAGGCUACUCCUUCGCGGUCCCAUGUUAUCUCAUGCGCGUGCGGUCGGGGAGUAUGGAGGCACUCUUACUCUGGAUAAGCACAAGAAACGGGAUCCCGAGCGUGCAAACUCCAUCACAUCACGGCCACGCCAUCCUCCAGCCUCUAGCGUCAGCCACAACGGCCUACUCAGUCCCUACUCGGACUCGCUACUUCCCUACUCCAAAGGUCACUAAGCACGAUAGCUCUAUCUGACUUGACCGUCGCCUGACUGCGCGCGGGGUCAUGGCGAAGGUGCGCUUCGGGCUGACGCCAUAGUGCAUAGAAAUGCACGCCUAUGGGCACCCACCAGGCGUGCUUCGGCCUGCGAAGAUAGCG